Molecule: messenger RNA, 186 nt
Organism: Hepatospora eriocheir
Lineage: Eukaryota; Fungi; Microsporidia; Hepatosporidae
Source: the annotation of a GenBank genome assembly
AUGAAUAUUUUCUGGAUUAUAAGUUUGUUAAGUAUUAAUGAGGUUAAGUCAUUAGGACAAAGCGUUUUUGAUAAAAUAUUUAAAAAAAAGAAUAAAGAAAGUAUGAUAAAAGAAAUGAAUAGCGAAAUAGUAAAAUUUGAUAAAGAAUUUAGCAAAAUACCAAUUUAUAAUGAUUUACUUUUUUAA